UCUUAAAACAGAUUAAGUUGGUUCUGUGUGUCAUAGUUUUGACAUGCCAAUGUAUUGCACGCCGAUGUCAGAGGUUAUCGCAGUGUUACUUGAGAAAGCUGCAUGUCAUAACAUCAUUUAUUCACAGGCUUCAGAUUGGCUAUUGUGUUGACACUACACACUCCAACUCAUGGUUUCUCGAGUUCCGUUAUAACAGCAGUUUACGUCACACAAGUUGUUUUCAUUGCCGCUGACAGGGUUUUCUUAUCUUUUUAGGUCCCUAUGAAUCUGUUACACAUCUUGAUGUAACAGGAAGAUGGUCUUUUUACAGGGGGAAAGCAUGACUCAACCCCUUAUAAAAUAUAACUGAUUGGGAAUUGCUGAAUGAUAAUCACUGACUGCAGCUCGUACUUAGCCACCUUUUAUGUCAGUCAUCAUUUUGAUGUGUGACUGAUCUUGCUCUGUUUGUGGCCGGUGGAUGUUUUUGUGAGAUGUUACUCCUCUCUCUGGAACCAAUCAGUGGCAAGGCCAGAGGUCACCACUAUAUCAGCUCUGCAGUCAGACAUAACUUAUUCGAAAACAGCUGCAACAAGUAUUCAGAGGUUUUACAGCAGAACAACUUUUGAAGACAUUUUAAACUGGAUUUCAAAGCAUCUUCUGCAGUCAUGGCACCGAUUUUACUUAACUGUAUGGGGAGUGACCACAGUGAGUAUAUCAAACAACAUGUCCAAGUGAAAAAUCCCUACUUGGACACCAUGGAGGAGGAUAUUCUCUACCACUUCAGCUUGAGCACCAAGACUCACAACCUUCCAGAAAUGUUUGGAGAUAUUAAGUUUGUGUGUGUUGGUGGCAGUGCAAAUCGAAUGAAGGCUUUUGCCCAGUUCAUCCACCAGGAGCUGAAACUGCCUGGAAACCCAGAGGAGAUCAGAGAUAUCUGUGAGGGAACUGAUCGCUACUGCAUGUAUAAAGUGGGACCAGUGCUCUCUAUAAGUCAUGGCAUGGGUGUCCCUUCCAUCUCCAUCAUGCUGCACGAGCUCAUCAAACUGCUCCACCAUGCUCAGAGCCGUGACGUGGUCGUGUUUCGCCUUGGAACAUCUGGUGGAGUCGGCCUGGCUCCAGGGACAGUGGUGAUCACGGAUAAAGCAGUGGACUACUCCUUCCGCCCCCAGUUUGAGCAGGUGGUUCUGGGUAAAGUUAUCAUCAGGAGCACUGAGCUGGACAAGGGAGUGGUCAGUGAGCUUCUGCAGUGCUCUUCUGAGCUUCAAAACAUUCCAACAGUGAUUGGAAACACCAUGUGCACCCAUGACUUUUAUGAAGGUCAAGGCCGACUUGACGGAGCUCUCUGCUCCUUCUCUCGUGAAGAAAAACUGGAGUAUCUGAGGAAAGCUUACGAAGCCGGAGUGAGGAAUAUUGAAAUGGAGUCCACCGUAUUCGCUGCUAUGUGCCGCGUCUGUGGCCUCAAAGCGGCUGUGGUCUGUGUUGCAUUGCUGAACCGCUUUGAGGGAGACCAGAUCACCUCUUCUCAUGAUGUUCUGGUGGAGUACCAGCAGAGACCUCAAGUCCUGGUGUCCCACUUUAUCAAGAAGCACCUGGGACUUAUUGUCUGAGACCCCUACGUCUCCCAUCCCAACCCCAGCCUCCCAAAUAGAGUGUAUAUAGGGUUGACUGAUAUGUGGAUAUUUAUAUAUACUGUACUUAACAUGUCAAUAUGUGUAUUAGAAACUUAUUUAAGAAGUUGUCAAGAUUUUUAUGAUUUCUUUGAUGAAGCUAAAAUAUGUUGUAUGUGGCAUAUAUACUGUAUAUCUAAGUUUGUAUUGUAUCUUUUAAUAUUUAAUAUUCUGGUACUUAAAAAUGUUUUCUGUAUGUUGAUUUUUUGUGACUUACACUUAUAAGUCUGCCAAGAAAGUCCACAACAGCUGUUUGUUUGUCUGUCUGUCCUUACGACAUCUCAAAAAAAAUUCAGAUUGUUCCUUUGGAAAAAAAACAACUGAUUAUAUUUUGGUGGCAAUCCAUGUAUGCGGCUUAUAGACAAUAAUCAUUUUAGCUAUAACUACAAAUCUAAUAGAUAUAGAGACAAUUCCAAAUUCUGAAGGGAUGUUUGUAGGAUCAAGAAAACCACUUCACAUUUACUGUACUGUAGGAUACUGUAUUUCUCAUGAGAUGCUGUAGAGUUUAAAACCUACAAUAAAAGUCAAUAAUAGUAA
Messenger RNA from Siniperca chuatsi (mandarin fish), 2183 nucleotides. RefSeq names its product uridine phosphorylase 2 (gene upp2). The record is from RefSeq and is a predicted model, not a curated record. Gene Ontology annotation, biological process: uridine catabolic process; nucleotide catabolic process. NCBI's taxonomy places the organism in Eukaryota, Metazoa, Chordata, Actinopteri, Centrarchiformes, Sinipercidae. The transcript has 7 exons. Gene Ontology annotation, cellular component: cytoplasm; cytosol. Bases 645 to 1586 code for a protein of 313 amino acids. Gene Ontology annotation, molecular function: uridine phosphorylase activity.